Paramecium octaurelia is the source of this 815-nucleotide messenger RNA. Lineage: Eukaryota; Ciliophora; Oligohymenophorea; Peniculida; Parameciidae. The record is from the annotation of a GenBank genome assembly.
AUGGGACAACGACUCAAAUUACAAUGCACCAGUGAAAAGGGAUGUUCUCUACAGACUAAGUAAUCAAUACAUAAUAUAUUUAAUAUUUAAGGAAUAAUAUAUUUGCAAUGUCUCUAAGAAUUUGAAAGGUUUAUCAGUAAUAUUAAGAAUUAUCAUUUAAUUAAUCCGAUUGUUCAAUAAAAAGAAGCUCAGAAAGGGCAAUUCUUUUAUAUCUAGGAAAGCCUCAUCUCAGCUUGUAACAAUUUGACAGAUUCUAUAAAUUUAACUCACCUUAGAGCUAAAAGUAAUCUUUUAAACCAUUCUCAGCUAGUAAACAUACUUUAGGCGUUAUUAAUAACCUUAAAAAAUAUAUAGUCCUUCCAAUAUGUAAACUCUACAUUAAGGGGAGAGAAGCGAAUCCAACCAUUUCUCACAGGGAAGACCAAUUUUAAUUUAGGCAGUACUAAUAAUUUGACAACCUCUAUAAAUAACUUACAAUCGAGCGGCUUUUAAUUCGCUCAUUCUUCUGAGUUAAACGAUCAGCCAUUGAAAAUCCAUGGAGAACCACAAUAUCUUUAUGGAAAUGCUUCUCCUGAGUUUUUUAAUAAUCAAUAAUUAUCUUAAUUAUACUCCAGGUUCAUUUGGAGACUCCAAAAAAUAUCAAGUUAAUAAAAUAUAUAUAUAUUUUAGAGUUAUAUUUUAGAGUUUAGCUCAGAAUCUCAGAUGCAAGUUUAGCUACAGAUUCUAAAAUAUGCAAACUUUCAUCAGAUAAACGUCUUAACUUCUAAUCUAAUUAAUGGAAGUAUUAAUUGUAUAGUCCUUCUAUCGUUGAUUGA